CUUCGAGAGAGCCCUCUCUUUUCUCCAACCCUCACUCCUUUUCCUUCACCACCAUUUGCCAGAACCUUCUCGUCUUCCUCUCCUCCUAUAAUCAACCUUCUAUCUACAUCGUAUUUGCUAAUCAUAGUUCAAUUCUGCAAAACCCUUUUCUCUAAUCCUUUUAAUCAAUCGAAUUUGCAAUCUACGAUGGCGGACGAAGCUAAAGCAAAGGGCAACGCGGUGUUCUCCGUCGGCGAUUACACCACCGCCAUCAAGCACUUCUCCGACGCCAUCGCCCUCACUCCCACCAACCAUGUACUCUAUUCCAAUCGAUCGGCGGCAUACGCCUCCAUCCAGAAGUAUGCCGACGCCAAGAAGACCGUCGAGCUCAAGCCCGACUGGUCCAAGGGCUACUCCAGCCCAGCGCCGCUCAUCUCGGCUUGACCUAGUAUCAAGACGCUAUUGUUGCGUAAGGGCUCGAUUUCGACCCCAACAACGAUGCCUUGAAAUACGGAUUGGCAGAUGCAGAGUCCGACGCCGCCGCCGCUGCCGCUUCGUCUUCUAGGUCUAUAGCUACUCCUCAUAUGCGGAAAGGGCCUAGGAUUCGCACGCGAUUCGGGUUCUGUUCGUCUUUUCUUUAGACGAACGAAUUGGUGGCUGUUCGUCUUCUCCCUCAGACCAAUCUGGAGGAAACGCGAAAUUCACCCUCCAAUCACCCUUGGAUUCGUGGUCGGUGAUGAGAAAUGGGUUGGCGGUUAAAGACGGCAACGAGUUCCAAGUAGGAGGGUGGGGAGGAAGAGGAGUGGAAGUGGUGGUGGUUGUCGUCGAUGCCAACGGCAGAAGAAGAUUAGGAUUGUGAUAUUUAUUGCGAAGAGAGAGCAGAGGAAGAGGAGAUGGAGGGAGUUGGGAGGGGAUUGGGUUUGUUAUCUAAUUGAGAUUGGGGUUCUUGUGGCAUUUGCUAUCCACGAUGGCAUAGAAGAGGGGGAGCUCUGCUUCCGAUCCAUGGUGGCGGCGGAUGAGAGGGAAGGGUCGAUGGAGGAGGGAGUUUAGAUUAGGGUUUUUAUGUUUAUUUUUCAUGUUUUUAAGUACUAAAAAAAUGAAUUGAAAUAAAAAUGACAUGCAGCCACAUCAUUGCCACUUCAGCAUAGGAUGCUGAAUCAUUUAACGGAAUAAAUAUUUGACCGUUAAUGUUAACAGUCAACACAAGUUUUGGGCCAAAACUGUCCAAUAAUUUCAAAAGUAGGCCACAAAUGUCUUAUUUGAAAAAUGGGGCCAGAUGUGUCACUUACGCUAAACUUCGGGCCAAACUAGGGUAUUAACCCUAAUAUUUUUGGCUAGUUGGAAUUUCCUGCUGAUUUUUUGGACUGCUAAAUGUCGCCCUAACUUAUGCAAUCGUCCUAACUUAAUACAUAAGAUUUUACUGUUAUACUCUUUUAUUUUUGUUGACAUUAGUAGCAUUCACUGCUUUGCCGUUGUCGGUACUCGUUGCAGCUAUACCGACUGCCGCCACCACUGCCCACUUCCGAAAAUUGUGAAAAAUGACGACCAACAUCUUUCCUAAUAACUACUAGAAAAGCUUGAUUACCAUUUCACCUUCUAUGUAGCAUUAAUGGUUCUCUAUGGCUGCAGGCAAUAAUUUCAACUUUUACUAACUGUGGUGGUAUAGAUAGAAAAGGAGCAGGGAUGCGCUUUUAUAGAGGACCACAACGGUGGCAGGACAGGGGGUCGUUUGGUUGUUUUUGUUGGCGGCAAAGUCGUUUGGAGGGCAGUUGAUAGAGAGUUGUUUUGGAGUGCAGGGGGUCGCGCCGGCAAGGGGUCGUUUAAUUGCUUUCUACGCCGAUACCGUUUAAUUGCUUUCCUAUGACCAAAAUAGUAGAUUAGGGGUUUUAAAGCUUGUUUGUUUAUUUUUAUUUGGUUAAUGAAGGAUAAUUUAGUAA
Molecule: messenger RNA, 1916 nt
Organism: Linum trigynum
Lineage: Eukaryota; Viridiplantae; Streptophyta; Magnoliopsida; Malpighiales; Linaceae
Source: the annotation of a GenBank genome assembly